CGAGAAAGGAUUUCCAAAGUUCCCCUUAAGUCAAGGCAAGGCAGGCUUACUAGGCUUUGUAUGUUGUUGUUGGGAUGGAGAUCUGGUUGCUAUACGUCUGGGUUGGCUCAUAGGUUAGCUUACUAAACAGGGAUGGAUGAACUAUCAAGUAUCAACCAAUAAGAAAUUGCUUUACUAUAACUAUAUGGUUGUUAGUUAACAUUAUUAAGACUUUUAACAUUGGCCUACACUAGAGUGCAGACUUGGUAUUGGCAAACAUCUACUAUCGGUGCGCUUAGGCGUAGCCACCAAUUGCACAUCUGGCCCUGGGUUCAUCUCCUGCUCUGCUGUUGGCUGAUACGUAUCUAGGCCUUCAUUCAAGGGCUGGCGGCUUAUGAUAUAAGGUUUGGUUACUCUUACUACAUAUGGUGAGCAUUUCUUAAACGUUCGCCACAUACCCACUCCACAAGCCUCUCUUCUCUUUUUAGUAGUUUGAAGGUAGCUUCACCAAUCCAACGGCCACUGCCGCCCUCCGUCAAAUGUCAGCCCUUGGUCCCCAAGGCCCAAAACAAAAUGAAGCAAAAAAGUAGGACUCAACUAGCAUGGCAGAAGUUGGAUCACCAACUCAUGAGUCACAAACUUUAUAUAUAAGUCUACUAGAGUUGGCAAAUUGAUGGCAAACCAGGAUGCGGAUGAAGCUUUGGGCGUGCUUUGGCGCUAUACUUGUGGUUCUCGCAAAUUUGGUACAGGGAUGGAGCCAGGAUUCCUCCUUAUGUCUAAACCAGCUUGCUCCUUGCCUGAAUUACCUUAAAGGAAAUGGAGAUGUGCCCGAUAGCUGCUGUGAUCCUCUGAAAUCUGUGAUCAAAUAGAAACCAGAAUGCAUGUGUAGUAUGUUAAGCAACAAGGAUAGCAGAGAAGCUGAGUCGGCAGGCAUCAAUGUGACAGAAGCACAACAAUUGCCUGGAUGGUGCGGGCUGCAUGUCAGCCCACUUCUUUGCCUUUCAGGUUCUCCAAAUUCUAAAAAUUCAGCUGAAGAUUAUGCCGACCUCCUCUUGUUCCCAUCACAUAGCACCAUAAUUACUGUAACCAUAUCUAUGCUUUUUCAGAUUUUGUGGGUAUAUCAAACACCAUAUUAGCUUGACUUUUGGCCAGGGGGAAAACUAUGAGAGAGAUUCCUAUUAGAUGUCGGAAGUUAAUUAGUUUCAUUUCGUUCUUUUUUUUUUUUUUCAUCCUUUGAAUGGAAUUGUAUUUUUAUUGAAUGAACUAAUUGGUAACUUGAAUUCGUAAAAGAUAAUAGUUGUUAAAUAUUCCAACAAGCAAUUCAAUCCAUAAUCUUUU
This is a messenger RNA of Durio zibethinus, 1317 nucleotides long. Its product is annotated as Bifunctional inhibitor/lipid-transfer protein/seed storage 2S albumin superfamily protein. Gene Ontology annotation, molecular function: lipid binding. Gene Ontology annotation, biological process: lipid transport. NCBI's taxonomy places the organism in Eukaryota, Viridiplantae, Streptophyta, Magnoliopsida, Malvales, Malvaceae. The record is from RefSeq and is a predicted model, not a curated record.